Gracilinanus agilis (Agile Gracile Mouse Opossum) is the source of this 4851-nucleotide messenger RNA. RefSeq names its product Rap guanine nucleotide exchange factor 6 (gene RAPGEF6). Gene Ontology annotation, biological process: small GTPase-mediated signal transduction; positive regulation of ERK1 and ERK2 cascade. The coding region runs from base 1 to 4851 and encodes 1616 amino acids. The record is from RefSeq and is a predicted model, not a curated record. Lineage: Eukaryota; Metazoa; Chordata; Mammalia; Didelphimorphia; Didelphidae. Gene Ontology annotation, molecular function: protein binding; guanyl-nucleotide exchange factor activity. The transcript is spliced from 29 exons.
AUGCACUCGCCCGUGGACCCCAGCGCCAAGCAGGCUCUGAGGAAAAAACCCCCCGAGAGGACCCCGGAGGAUUUAAAUACUAUUUAUUCUUGUCUUCAUGGGAUGGAGAUUUUAUCAAGUCUCAGGGAACAUCAGCUAAGGUUAAUAUCUGCAAGAGCACGGUAUGAAAGAUAUAAUGGCAAUCAAAUUCUUUUUUGCUCUGAAACCAUUGCCAGAUGUUGGUAUAUUCUUCUUUCUGGAUCUGUAUAUAUGAAAGACUCUAUAAUUUUUGCUCCUCAAAGUUUUGGUAAACAGUUUGGUGGAAAAAGAGGAUGUGACUGUCUUGUAUUAGAACCUUCAGAAAUGAUUGUGGUAGAGAAUUCGAAAGAUAAUGAAGAAGACCUCCUCCAAAGAGAAAUUGCUGGAAGACAAUCUCGCAGAAGAUUUAGAAAAAUUAACCACAGGGGAGAACGACAAACGAUCACUGACAAUGUGGAUGCUAACAGCUACCUUACUCUUCCAGCAGAUCUUAACAAGUUGCACCUUACAGAAAACCCUCAUCCCCAAGUGACUCAUGUUCCUUCUAGCCAGUCUGGAUGUAGCAUUGCCAGUGACUCAGGAAGCAGCAGUUUAUCUGAUAUCUACCAGGCUACAGAAAGUGAGAUAGGAGAUGUGGAUUUAACAGGUCUCCCUGAAGCACCUGUUGAUUCUGAGGAUGAAGAAGAGGAAGAUGAAGAUAUUGAUCGAACAGCUGAUCCAUUACUGGGGAGAGAUCUUGUCCGAGAAUGUCUGGAAAAGGAGCCUGCAGAUAAAACUGAUGAUGACAUUGAGCAAUUAUUGGAAAUUAUGCAUCAGCUCCCUGCCUUUGCAAAUAUGACUAUGUCUGUAAGAAGAGAACUUUGCUCAGUUAUGAUCUUUGAAGUGGUAGACCAGGCUGGAGCUAUCAUUCUUGCAGAUGGACAAGAACUUGACUCAUGGUAUGUCAUUUUAAAUGGAACUGUAGAAAUCAGUUAUCCAGAUGGAAAAAAUGAAAGUCUCUGUAUGGGAAAUAGCUUUGGAAUUAUUCCUACUCUGGAUAAGCAAUACAUGAAUGGAGUUGUGAGAACCAAAGUAGAUGACUGUCAGUUUGUAUGUAUAGCCCAGCAAGACUAUUGGAGAAUCUUGAAUCAUGUAGAAAAAAAUACCCAUAAAGUUGAAGAAGAAGGUGAAAUUGUUAUGGUACAAGAGCACAGAGAACUGGACCGUAGUGGAACUCGAAAAGGGCAUAUUGUCAUUAAGGCAACACCUGAACGACUCAUCAUGCAUUUAAUAGAAGAACAUUCAGUUGUGGAUCCAACUUACAUAGAAGAUUUUCUGUUGACAUACAGGACAUUUCUUGACAGCCCCUUAGAAGUUGGGAAUAAACUAUUGGAGUGGUUCAAACUUGACAGCUUGAGAGACAAGGUUACACGAGUAGUGCUUUUAUGGGUAAAUAAUCAUUUCAAUGAUUUUGAAGGAGACCCUGCUAUGACUGGAUUUCUGGAAGAGUUUGAAAAAAAUCUUGAAGAUACUAAAAUGAAGGGGCAUCUCCGUUUAUUAAAUAUUGCCUGUGCUGCAAAGGCUAAAUGGAGGCAAAUUCUUUUGCAGAAGACUUCCCGGGAGUCACCACUUUUUUUCAGCCUAAGUGGAGGAAGUGAGGGGUUUGGUAUUUUUGUGGAAGGAGUAGAACCAGGCAGCAAAGCUGCUGAAGCUGGACUUAAACGUGGGGACCAGAUAAUGGAAGUUAAUGGACAAAAUUUUGAGAACAUUACACUGGGGAAGGCUCUUGAAAUAUUAAAGAAUAAUACCCAUCUUUCUCUCACUAUAAAGACCAACAUCUUUGUGUUUAAAGAAUUAAUUAGUAGGACAAAGCAAGAAAAAAAUGGUGUUCCUCAUAUUCCUAAAAUUGCUGAGAAGAAAAGUAAUCGCUACUCAAUUCCUGAUAUGCCUGGAGAUAUGGAACAGAUAUUUCCACAGGAGAAAGGAAACAAAAAAAUUAAAGCAAACACUGUUUCAGGUGGGAGAAACAAAAUAAGGAAAAUUUUGGAUAAAACACGAUUUAGCAUCUUGCCUCCCAAAUUAUUCAGUGAUGGCAGUGUGAGCCAGUCUCAAGAUGACAGUGUCCUUGGAACAAGGCAGUGUAGGCAUAGUCUAGCUAUCAUGCCAAUUCCUGGAACUCUUUCCUCAAGUAGCCCUGAUCUCCUGCAGCCUACAACGAGCAUGUUAGAUUUUUCAAAUCCAACAGAUAUUCCGGAUCAAGUUAUAAGAGUUUUUAAAGCAGAUCAACAAAGUUGCUACAUUAUCAUCAGUAAGGACACCACAGCCAAAGAAGUUGUUUCCCAUGCAGUGCACGAGUUCAGUUUGACGGGGGCCCCUGAGACAUAUUCCCUUUGUGAGGUUUCUGUUAGUCCUGAAGGUGUUAUAAAACAGAGAAGACUUCCAGAUCAGUUCUCCAAAUUAGCAGAUAGAAUUCAACUAAAUGGAAGAUACUAUUUGAAAAAUAACAUGGAAACAGAAACCUUGUGCUCAGAUGAAGAUGCCCAGGAAUUACUUCGAGAAAGUCAAAUAACCUUAUUGCAACUUAGUACCAUCGAAGUAGCAACGCAGCUGUCAAUGAGGGACUUUGAAUUAUUUCGAAACAUCGAGCCUACUGAGUAUAUUGACGAUCUUUUUAAGUUGAACUCCAAAACAGGAAAUACUCAUUUGAAAGAGUUUGAGGACAUAAUAAAUCAAGAAACAUUCUGGGUUGCAACAGAAAUUUUGACAGAAUCAAAUCAGCUCAAAAGAAUGAAGAUUAUUAAACAUUUUAUUAAAAUUGCUCUUCACUGUCGAGAAUGCAAGAACUUCAACUCCAUGUUUGCAGUAAUAAGUGGCCUGAACCUUGCACCUGUUGCCAGACUCAGAGGUACUUGGGAAAAACUACCAAGCAAGUAUGAAAAACAUCUACGAGAUCUUCAAGAUCUUUUUGAUCCAUCUAGAAACAUGGCAAAGUAUCGAAAUAUUCUUAGUAGUCAAAGCAUGCAACCUCCAAUUAUUCCACUCUUUCCUGUUGUCAAGAAGGAUAUUACAUUUCUGCAUGAAGGAAAUGAUUCUAAGGUAGAUGGCUUAGUAAACUUUGAGAAACUAAGAAUGAUUGCCAAAGAAAUCCGUCAAGUUGUCCGAAUGACUUCUGCCAAUAUGGAUCCAGCUGUAAUGUUCCGACAAAGGAAGAAGAGGUGGAGGAGUUUGGGGUCAUUGAGUCAGGGCAGCACAAAUUCAAACAUGCUGGAUGUUCAGGGAGGUGCUCACAAAAAACGGGCCCGCCGAAGCUCACUGCUAAAUGCCAAGAAGUUGUAUGAAGAUGCUCAGAUGGCCAGAAAAGUGAAGCAGUAUCUUGCCAAUCUUAACGUGGAAACUGAUGAGGAAAAGUUCCAAAUAAUGUCCCUUCAGUGGGAGCCUGCAUAUAGUACUUUGACCAAGAAUUUAAGUGAGAGACGAUCAACAAAAUCAUCAGAAAUGUCUCCAGUGCCUUUGAGGUCAGUUGGUCAAAUCACAAAAGCCCAUCUGCAUCAACCAAACAGAGUGAGCCAAGUACUUCAAGUUCCUGCUGUUAAUUUGUACCCCAUCAGGAAAAAGGGUCCAACAAAAGAUCACAUUGCAUUUGGUGCAAGUGCACCACAGAAAAUUUUAGGAAUGUCUGAAGAAAUGACUGGUAAAAAACCAGCAGAAGACACUUUAUCAAUGGCAUCAUCUUUGCAUUCUAGCCCUCCUGCAUCUCCUCAAGGUUCCCCUCGCAAAGGUUAUACUCACAUACCAUCAGCUAAAUCCGAAAACUUCUCAGACUCAAGCCAUAGUGAGAUUUCAUCGAGGUCCAGCAUCGUGAGUAAUUGUUCUGUUGACUCAAUGUCUGCAGCUCUACAGGAGGAUCGAUGCUUACCCCAGUCUCUAAGCGGCGUAGAUUCAGUUGGAACAGCAGAAAAGAAAGAAAACCCUCCAGUGACAGCUGACCACAGCCUGCAUGUGAUUGGAUGGUCACUCUCAAAGCCUUCUCUAGUCAAGAGUUUAGUUGUUUCAUCAUCUGUGAGCACUGAGGAGAUUUCUCAUGAACACAUUACCAUAGAAGCAGCUGACAGUGGCCGUGGAAGUUGGACUUCAUGUUCAAGUAGUUCCCAUGACAACUUUCAGAAUAUUCAGAACCAGAAGAGCUGGGACCUCUUGAACUCUUAUCGACACACUCAUUUGGAUGUUCCCAUUGCUGAAGUGGAACCCACAAUUUGUGAACCUUAUUUGUAUCCAGAAGGCUACUCUCAGACUAACAGUCAGCCUAAAGAUGGCACAGAAUGGGUGCAGUCAAGGCAAAGCUGGGCCUCCUCAAGCUCUCUCUCAGACACAUAUGAAACAAACUAUGGGACAGUGAAGAGAAGGGUGGUAGAAGAUUCCACUGUAGAGCCAGAUGAGACUUUGGACUCUCAUAAUAGCACUGAUGCCACAUACAAAACAGUUACGUCCAGUACAGAAAAAGGCUUGAUAGUGUACUGUGUCACCUCACCUAAGAAGGACGAUAGGUAUAGGGAGCCACCUCCCACCCCACCAGGAUACAUGGGGAUUUCUUUAGCCGACAUAAAAGAAGGACCACCCCACCACCCACACUUAAAACCUCCAGACUAUAGUGUGGCAGUACAGAGGUCAAAGAUGGUACAUAGCAACCUCUCUAGACUUUCAUCAGCCUCUCUCAGUAGUGAACCCAUGGCCUGUAUUUCAUCGAAGAUCCUAUCUCAGCCGCAGUGGCAUAAUCUGCAGCCUUCCUCUAAACUAGCCGGUGUGACUGAUGCAGAUAGUGAAGCAGAUGAAAAUGAACAAGUUUCAGCAGUCUAG